Messenger RNA from Rhinolophus ferrumequinum (greater horseshoe bat), 2647 nucleotides. It is a transcript of the gene CBX4, whose product is annotated as chromobox 4. Bases 201 to 1856 code for a protein of 551 amino acids. The transcript is spliced from 5 exons. The record is from RefSeq and is a predicted model, not a curated record. NCBI's taxonomy places the organism in Eukaryota, Metazoa, Chordata, Mammalia, Chiroptera, Rhinolophidae. Gene Ontology annotation, biological process: negative regulation of DNA-templated transcription.
CUGAGCGAGCGCGAGCCGGGAGCCGGGGCGGGCGCGGGCAGCGGCGGGCGGCGGGGCUGAGCGGGGCGAGCGGCGGCGGCAGCGCGAGCGGCGUGGGUGGCGGGGGCGCCUCGGCCGGGGCGGCAGCCGGGCGCCGGCGGGAGCCAGCAGCGUCUGCAGCCGCGCCGGCCUCCCGCGCCCCGGCGCGCUCCGGCUCGGCCAUGGAGCUGCCAGCUGUUGGCGAGCACGUCUUCGCGGUGGAGAGCAUCGAGAAGAAGCGGAUCCGCAAGGGCAGAGUGGAGUAUCUGGUGAAAUGGAGAGGCUGGUCCCCCAAAUAUAACACGUGGGAACCCGAGGAGAACAUCCUGGACCCCCGGUUGCUGAUCGCCUUCCAGAACAGGGAACGGCAGGAGCAGCUGAUGGGAUAUCGGAAGAGAGGGCCAAAGCCCAAACCACUGGUGGUGCAGGUACCUACCUUUGCACGGCGCUCCAAUGUGCUGAGUGGACUCCAGGACUCCUCCGCUGACAAUCGUGCCAAGCUGGAGCUGGGCACUCAGGGCAAGGGCCAGGGGCACCAGUAUGAGCUCAACAGCAAGAAGCACCACCAGUACCAGCCACACAGCAAGGAGCGGGCGGGCAAGCCCCCACCGCCUGGCAAGAGCGGCAAGUACUACUACCAGCUCAACAGCAAGAAGCACCACCCCUACCAGCCGGACCCCAAGAUGUAUGACCUGCAGUACCAGGGCGGCCACAAGGAGGCACCCAGCCCCACCUGCCCGGACCUGGGCACCAAGAGCCACCCGCCCGAUAAGUGGGCACAUGGCGCUGGAGCCAAGGGCUACCUGGGAGCUGUGAAGCCCUUGGCUGGUGCUGCUGGGGCUCCAGGCAAAGGCUCUGAGAAAGGCCCCCCCAACGGGAUGACACCGGCCCCCAAGGAGGCAGUACCGGGCAACGGGAUUGGGGGCAAGAUGAAGAUCGUCAAGAACAAGAACAAGAACGGGCGCAUUGUGAUCGUCAUGAGCAAGUACAUGGAGAAUGGCAUGCAGGCGGUGAAGAUCAAGUCCGGUGAGGCUGCCGAGGGCGAGGCUCGCUCCCCCAGCCACAAGAAGCGUGCUGCCGAGGAGCGCCACCCCCAGGCCGACAGGACUUUCAAAAAGGCAGCGGGUGCAGAGGAGAAGAAGGUGGAAGCGCCCUCUAAGAGGAGGGAGGAGGAGGCACCGGGGGCCAGUGACCCGCAGCCCCAGGACGCUGUCUCCCGCAAGCUCUCGCCGACCAAGGAGGCCUUUGGCGAGCAGCCCUUGCAGCUCACCACCAAGCCUGACCUGCUGGCCUGGGACCCAGCCCGGAGCACGCACCCGCCCUCCCACCAUCACCACCACCACCACCAUCACCACCACCACCACCACUCUGUGGGCCUAAAUCUCUCCCACGCACGGAAGCGCUGCCUCUCCGAGACCCACGGCGAGCGCGAGCCCUGCAAGAAGCGCCUAACGGCUCGUAGCAUCAGUACCCCCACCUGCCUGGGAGGCAGCCCGGCUGCGGAGCGCCCCACCGACAUGCCCCCUGCCGCCGCCCUCCCGCAGCCUGAGGUCAUCCUGCUGGACUCGGAUCUGGACGAGCCCAUAGACUUGCGCUGCGUCAAAACGCGGGGUGAGGCCGUGGAGCCGCCCAACGCCCUUCAAGUGAAGCCUGAGGUGCCAGCGACGGCGGCAGCAGUGGCAGCUGCGCCGACAGCGGCUGAGAAGCCUCCAGCCGAGGCCCAGGACGAGCCUGAGGAGCCCCUGAGCGAAUUCAAGCCCUUCUUUGGGAAUAUAAUUAUCACCGACGUCACCGCGAACUGCCUCACCGUCACGUUCAAGGAGUACGUGACCGUGUAGCCGGAGGGCGUCGGAAGGGGAAGCGCCAUCCCCGUGGGGAGCUUAGCGCCCGGGAUCUGGGGAUGGAGGAAUCCUCCUUUUGCCCUCUGCGGGAGAUCCUGGCUGGCCCCCAGUUCCAGGACGCCCGAAGCCGGGUAACCACAUCCCUCUGUAUCUGGCUGUGGGAUCUUGGCUGGGGGACCGGCCCGACCCUGCCCUGAACUGGCGCCUUGCACGCGGUGCGUGCCCCCUCCCUUCCCUCGCGGACUUCCGGGACUGACAGGGCAGCCACAGGCAGCGGUCUCAGAGUUAUAGUAUUAUAUUUUAACCGUGCUAACUUGUCAAGUGCAGACUUUACUCCCGUUUGUACGUGGUGUUAUUAUUGAAAUGUAUCGUUUGAGCUCAAAAGGCCCGACCACCCCCUUUGGGCUGAUAUAUAUAUAUAUUUAUUUGUAGGUAUUUAUAUAUUGAAAUAUAAAAACCUAGAUUUAUGGAGUUUCCUCUAGAUCAUGUUAUAUUCUAUAUCAGACAAACUAUUUUCUGUUGACCCUUCUCCCCGUUCAUUCAGUAUUUCGGUUGAUGUUCAUUUCCUCCCCUUCCAGGAACUGCAAUACCAGUAACCUUGGUAUAUAUUUUUUGAUACCGUACACAUGGAUGUGUUGUUUCUAUGUGCAAAAAGAAAAAAAAAGAAAAAAGUUUGUUAAAAAGCUAAAUGAGCUCUCUAGAAACUGCUGCUACUAGAAAUGUCUAAACUAUAAGCUUCCAAUUAUUACCUGCUUGAAUGUAAAUAUUAAAUGGAAAUGUUGAAGGUG